AGACUCCAUCUGCCCGGGGCCGCUAAGGGAGCGCAAGGUCAAGUUCGCCUUGGCCCCGCCUCCAGCUCAGGUACUAGGGGAUCUAGACCUGAGGCUGCCCGGGCCGGAGGCAGCCUUGAGUCCCGAGACCAAACGUCGUUUCCCUCUCGGACCUCGGGCGCCGGGCCGCGCGCUGACCGACAGCCCCUGCUAGGCCCAGCAGGUCCCCUAGUCCCCCGCAGUCCCCCGAGACUCGCCGAGCGCCGUUGCUGAGCCCUGCAAAUAGCAGCUACCUGCUUCAGCCUAGAUCCUGCCAUGAAGCGGACUGCUGCUCCCUGGCUCCCACUCUGAUCUGCUUUUCACUCUUGCCUUGUCUCCCAAUUAAUAAGCAGGGUGGCCACUGCAACAGGUGUGGAUGUGCCUGACAAGAUGAAGAGCCGAAUACCUGUGGUGCUCCUGGCCUGUGGCUCCUUUAACCCCAUCACCAACAUGCACCUGCGCAUGUUUGAGGUGGCCAGAGAUCACCUACACCAAACAGGAAUGUACCAGGUCAUCCAGGGUAUCAUCUCUCCUGUCAACGACACCUAUGGGAAGAAAGACCUCGCAGCUUCUCAUCACCGAGUGGCCAUGGCCCGGCUGGCCCUGCAGACAUCCGACUGGAUCCGGGUGGACCCUUGGGAGAGUGAGCAGGCACAGUGGAUGGAGACAGUGAAGGUGCUGAGAUAAAGAAACUGAGGCUCAGAGAGGCUACGUUAAUCACGGUCACACACAAAUAGGACGUGGAGCUCCCAUCUGUGGAGCUCUGAAGCCAUGCUUAUGGCCAUCUUCAAAACAGGGAUCUGCAGGCUGGGAACAUGAUGUGGCUGGCUUUACACCUCCCACAGUUGCCCUCCAAUCUUUCCUGAAGACCAGUGGGACUGCUGAGGACACCAAGAACAUGCCCCCAGGGUCAAUCCACAGGCCCAAGGUACCACUCAGGCAGGCAGCAAGAAGCAGUUAAUGGUCAUGCCCCAUAGAGGCGCAGUGGAAGUCCCUGGCAAAUGCAUGUUGUAUUGGAAGUAAUUAUUUCCACAACAAAGUUCAGAGAUCCAGCUAAUAUUCAAAGUAGGGUCAACCUGAACUAGGACCUUCAAGGCAUCAUCACAGCAAACUGCUCAGAUCUCCACCCCAGAUGGAAGGCCCAGACCAUGGCAAGGCACUCUUCUCGACCCCUGCAGCUGUGCCUGAGCUGAAGCUUCUCUGUGGGGCAGACGUCUUGAAGACCUUCCAGACCCCCAACCUCUGGAAGGAUGCGCACAUCCAGGAAAUAGUGGAGAAGUUUGGCUUGGUGUGCGUGGGCCGAGUAGGUCACGACCCAAAAGGUUACAUCGCAGAAUCUCCCAUCCUACGGAUGCACCAGCACAACAUUCACCUGGCCAAGGAGCCUGUGCAGAAUGAGAUCAGUGCCACAUACAUCAGGCGAGCCUUGGGCCAAGGGCAGAGCGUAAAGUACCUGAUUCCCGAUGCUGUCAUCACGUACAUCAAGGACCAUGGCCUCUACACCAAGGGCAGUACCUGGAAAGGCAAAAGCACCCAGAGCACUGAGGGCAAGACAAGCUAGGGAGGGGGGACUCAGCACCCACACCUCCUCCAACAAGCUCCUGCUGGGGAGAGGGCUGUUAAGGUUUCUGUUUUACUUUGGUUUUUGCUUCUCCAUUUUUCAUUUGCUUUAUUUCUACAGUGAUUCUACUUCUGAGGAGUCUUCUGUCCCAGGAAGAGAUACCUUCUUUACAGGAGAGGAAAGGUCUAAAUCACAAGGAUAGACAUUUAUCAAAGAAGUUAAAAUGGUGUGGCAGGUCAUUAGGAUUAGGCAGAAUCUCUCAGAGCUGCUGGACAAGGAGGUCUACUUAUUUUGUGUGGAUGGUAAUUAUGGCAUGCACGCUGAAUGCAGUUCUGAGCAUGGCAGCGGCCCCUGAGGGUCAGAUCAGAAUUGCCCACAAUGUGUUUUUUAACUAGGACCAGGUGCAGCAUGCUAGUCUUGAUUGGAAAGAUUUGACAGGAUGCUAAUUACUGAACAGUGGGUUUUGUCAACGCCCUGGUUUCAGAAUAUGAACUGAGGAGUCAAACAGUUGGAAACAGCACAUUGCUGAUUUACACUGGAUCUUGCCUUAGAAACCAUUGUCUGCCUGCCUAACCAGCUUUUCAUAAAAUUUAAACAAAACUCUUUCUACGUAGUGAUCCUCAAGCAAUAUUUUUGAUACAGCAAGUGUCAAACUUGCUAUAGCAUAAAAGCCGGGGCUCCUGAUUUCCAGGUUUCUAAAAAGGAACUGAGGUAAAACAGAUGCCUGACCGUUUUAAAGGAUCUUUUUUAAUGUUUUAUGACUGCCUGUCUGUUUGAAUACUGGCAAAGGGAUAAAUAAUAAAUUGACAUCAAAAAGUA
Homo sapiens (human) is the source of this 2398-nucleotide messenger RNA. RefSeq names its product nicotinamide nucleotide adenylyltransferase 3 (gene NMNAT3). Lineage: Eukaryota; Metazoa; Chordata; Mammalia; Primates; Hominidae. The record is from RefSeq and is marked reviewed. The coding region runs from base 1151 to 1579 and encodes 142 amino acids. Gene Ontology annotation, cellular component: mitochondrion; neuronal cell body; axon. The transcript is spliced from 7 exons. Gene Ontology annotation, molecular function: nicotinate-nucleotide adenylyltransferase activity; nucleotidyltransferase activity; nicotinamide-nucleotide adenylyltransferase activity. Gene Ontology annotation, biological process: neuron projection maintenance; NAD+ biosynthetic process; response to tumor necrosis factor.